GUUGAGAUUUGGGAGGGGUGGGCGCCAGGUGUUGGGUUACAUCCACUCAGAGGGCCCUCCCUUCUCAAUCUGGAGAGGACGACGUCAAGUUAGACAGACAGAGCAGAGAUGGUACAGGAAAGAUGGAAACCUCACCUUCUCAAUAACAGCUGAUAGUGAGCAGGUCAGAGAGACGAAAACACCGUAUGAACUCUACUGGACCAUAUCUGACAUAAAGACGUCCUGAUUAUCCCUGAAACACAGAGUCAGAGAGACUCAGAGGCAUUUAUUUGACAUUUGCAGAAAAAAAAAACAAAACACAUUGAAACAUAGAAUAAGGCGAGUUAAAAUUAUAGUUAAGGUUAAGUAUAGAAGGUCACUGCAAGUAAUAAUAGUGAUAAUCAUAAUAAAUAAUAAAGAUAAUAACAGUAUUUAAAAACUUCUAUUUGACCCUAAGUGCUCAGACCCACAUGAAAUGAAGUACAGCUCUGAGGUUAGAGGUUAUUUAGGCUGAGGAGGUAACUGGCAGGUAGAGCAUUCGAUUGAGCGGUACCGUCUACCGGAGGGGAGAAGAACAAAAAGGCUGGAGGCGGGGUGACCGGUGUCGCUCACUGUUUUAUAUAUAUUAUAUAUUAUUGUCAGGAGGUUUUAAUUAAUAUCAAUCAUUUCACUGAAAUCAGUUCUAAUUAUAUGAGUGUUUUUACUGUUUAAAAUAAUGUUGUAUAUUUAAUGAAGGUGUGUUUGGACUUUACUCUAACAAACAGGUUAACUGGUGAUUUUAUUGAACUGGUUUUACAGUCAUUACACUAAAACUCACAUCAAUUCUAAAAGCUUCAGACCUCAGUGAUGUUUGCAUUAGAUUCUAUUUUCACUAUAGUUUUACUAACAUCUACAUUUAAUCACAGAGUCGCUCGUGUUGGUUGUUCUUGUUUGCCUCAACACUUUACUUUGAAAGUCCUAACCGGAAGCCCCGUGUCUGCUCUCGCAGGUGUUUGACGGUGUUGCAGAGAGUGUGGAGAUUGUUCGGCUGCAGAGACUCCAGCCCGGAGCGCACGCAUGUCCACUGGACUCUUAUGGUGCGAAGCUCCAGAUGAGGGACUCAGACGGCCGGGAAUGACAGCCGCUGUCACCGGGAGUGACUCUGAGAAAGUCCGCUGAACCAAGUCCUCCUGCUGACAGACCACUCUGAUCCGGAUCGGAUCCAGCCAGACCAGGAUUAUGCCAGAGAUGGAGAAAGGGAGACCACCGGAAAAUAAACGCAGCAGGAAACCUGCGCACCCCGUGAAGAGGGAGAUCAACCAGGAGAUGAAGGUGAGAGUUUGUGGACAGGUUUUUAAUCCGAGAGAAGUUCGGGCUGAAGUGCGCAGACCGAGUCCUUAAUGCGCACAAAUGAAGGCUGGGAAUAAUCAGACACGCACUUUUGUCCUGAAUGAAUGCGCUCCCUGUGUCUCCAAAUAAGAGUAAAGUUUCUGUUUUAAUCUCGUUUCUGCUGCAAAUUUGAGUUUUGAAAGAAGGAUCUCAAAGAGGAGAUGAAAACAUGAAGGUCUUAAAUGUCUUUAUUGACUUUAAAUCUUUAUUCACAUAGUGGACAGAGAGAGAGAGAGAGAGAGAGAGAGAGAGAGAGAGAGGUUGUAAUGGUAGCUGUUUUCAGGAGAGUAGAUCACCCUUCGCCUCAGUGACGCCAUGGCAGGACAGCUGUGGCCGGACGCUGAUGUCCAGUGGAGCUCCAGAUGUGCGUCACUUCUUCCCCUCUCCCGCACACUUGCUGGACCACAGAGGCUUGAUGCCUCCCCAACAAGAAAGAGAGUAUUUUUAUCUCCCUCAGUCCAACCCUGGUGGGAAAAUCAAAGUUUUAAAGUUUCUGCUGUCAGAAAAUCUUCACUUGAAUAAUCUCUGAUUUGACUUUUUGAAAAGGUUCUCGGUGAGCGGGCAGCGAGUUCAAUCACAGUAACAGACACGAGUUCCUCCCACCAUGACUAUGAGUCUUUGCCUGCAUGGAAACUAAUCCAUAGAUUGUCUGCUUUGUUUGGGUUUGGACGCCGAGUAUUCGAGAGUGUCGACUGCGGUGGUAAGAGAUACCCGGGGCUCCCUCAAGCAGGAACCCAGAAAUCUGAAAAGACAUGCUGUUUCUCGUGGGAUGAUGGGAGAUUUUGGCCUUUUCGUGAGAGAGGAAAUGUGCGCUUUUUGUGUAAGUGGUUUGGAUUGUAGCGCUUGAUAUCCAGGGGAGGUGUAGAGUUACAACUUAACUAAUUUUAAUCAAAACAUGUGAAACGCUAUCCCCGCUUGAUGUGAGCCCUGCCUGGGCUGGAUCUCAGGGUCGGCCCCGGUUUGUUGCCUUUGGCUGCAACUCUCUCUGUGGUUUGGGAUAUGGCUUGUCACUCUCACAAAGCAGAUGUUUGUCUGAACUGCCAGAAAGAAACAAAAACAACAUUGUGGGAAGUUAGGGUGGGUAGAUGAAAAAAGUCUCUCCAACAGGAAAACAGAAAACGAUCCUGAACUCUUCGUCGACAGAAGAGUGAGCAGGACAUCACCAACAUCACCAACAUCAUCAUCUUAUGCUGCGUUCCAGUUACCUCAGAAGUCAGAAUCUCUCUUUAGCCAGGCGUCUGGCUGUACGCUACUCUGAAUAAAAAUAAUUUGCUGUGUUUAUACACAGUAGCGUUCGACUAACCUCGUUAACUGAUAACCGUUUUAACCGUCGGUUAAAGAAAACACUGAGAAAAUUUAUAAUUUGUGCAUCUAUAAUCCAGAGGUCACUCACUAAAUCGUAGGCUACUAUUUAUAACCCUUCUCUGCAUAAACAGGUCACUGAUAAAAACAAAAUAACACCGUCUGAAACUUCGGUUACGGUUAGCCGUUGUUAGCCACUGUUAGCACGGCCGGCUCUGAGUUCGCAUAUACACAUGAAAGAUGUAAAUUACACUAUGACAGCAUUUCAAUAUAUAAACAUCUAAUAAUACUUUUGUCGCCCGAGCCGCAGGCUGACUUAUUACCUCAAUAAACAGUGAAAAGUGUUAAUAAAAGGAUUAUAACAGGAGCUUCAACUUACAGUUUGCGGCUGUGUUGACCGUCCGACUUCCUGAGUCAGAAACUCGACCUCAACGUUCGUUCCAGUUGAACGUUCUGACUCGGAGCUCGUGAAUUCUUACCUCCGAGAACAACUGGAACGCACCAUUACACCUAAAGUUGACGGUGUUCCAGUUAAUAAGUCGGAAAACCAAGAUGGACGCAUAUGGUUAUCAGUUGUUAGCUGUUGUUUACUAUCGUCAGCUGUCGUUAGCUGUUGUCAGUCGUUAGCUACACCAGCUGUAAAGAACGCACAACACAGUAUUUUACUCUUACAAACACCACAGCAGCGUGUUCACAGAAAGAUGUUGAGCAGAACAACAUAAAUCACUUAUUUAAUUUCACAAAAACAGAAAUAAAAGUGCGAAAAAAUAAAACGUUAUGAGAGUUACUGUUCUGCAGCGUUCCAGUUGUACUUGGAAAUCGGGAUUUCUGAGCUCCAAGCUGGACGACCCAACUGAGGUCAGAUUUCUGACUCCGAAAGUUGGAUGAUCCUCGCCAACCCCGACUUGACGACACAUUCAAGAUGGCAGCGCAGUGCAUCAGCAGUAAGCUGAAAACAAUGGCUAACAAUGGGUAACUGUAGGCGUCCAUUUUGGAUUUCCGACUUGUUAACUGGAGCGCCGACUGUCAACUUGGGUGUAACGUUAUUCUCAGCUCCGACUUCCGACUUCUGAGGGAACUGGAACGAAGCAUUACCCUUUACAGUUGAUGCACUGCGCUGCCAUCUUGAAUUCCGACAUUGUUGACAAGUCGGGGUUGGCGAGGAUCGUCCGACUUUCCGAAUCGGAAAUUCGACUUCAGGGGGGGUUCCAGAUGAAUUUCCGACUCUGAGCUCGGAAAUCUCGACUUCCGAGUAUAACUGGAACUCGGCAAUCGUCAUCAUCAUCGUCAGACCUGGAGUCAGACCAAAGCUGUGAAGAUACCGAUAACACAGAACCUUUAUCGGUACCAGCAUCAGUAUCGGCCACUUAUAUCGGUGAUUCCCGAUGUCGACAUCAACCGCUGCUCUGAUUCAAGAUCACAUUUCAGCACCCCUACAAAAAAAUGAAGCUGUGCUAAGCUAGCGGUGCUAUGUUGGACCACCAUGACUUAAAUCUAACAAAAACACGAACAGGAAGUUUUUUUCAACAGUGACAUGUUUCCUCAGAUUCACACGACUUAAAGAAGAGUCCGGUCUCAGAGACGUCCACUUUUCAAACAAGUCAAACUGAUAAAAACGGCCGAGGGAACGUGACAGAGAGAGAGAGAGAGAGAGAGAGAGAGAGAGAGAGAGAGAGAGAGAGAGAGAGACAGACAGGAAGCCAGGAAAAGGGAUUUUUGGCUCAGCUGGGGUUCAGCCCGGUGUUGUCUCUGUAAUACAUCUGUUUCAACACCACAUUCGGACCUACUCCCUCCACGUCAGACCCGAGCGCAGCACCAGACACCGGAUACCUCACUUUAAUCAUCGUUAGGCAUAUUUAGCUGGAUAUGAUACCUCUGCUUGCACUCACCCACGCACUCUCCCACACACACACACACACACACACACACACAGCAGAAAGUGAGCAAGCAAGGGAGAGAUCCAUUUCUUUCUGAGGCCCGAGUGCAGAGCAGAGGUCGGCGCGAGGAAAGCAGGGGAAAGAAUGUGCAGUCAGUACUACAGCGCUACAACACCAACACCACCACCACCACCACCACCACAGCAGGCCGGGCCGAGCUGGAAAAGGGUGAAACCUGAGAGGCAGAGCUGGGUCGGGUGUCAUGGCUGGAAGGUGGAGGGGAGGAUGGUGAGGAUGGGAGGCGGAAGGGGCGAGGAAGAGAGACAAGGGGAGGGACAGGGGAAGCUGGGCAGAGAGAGAGAGAAUGGUGGACAUUGGAGAGAGAAGAGGAGUGGGGCAUUUCCGAGAACCGUGGGACCUCGCUGUGGUGUAGGGUGUCCCGCUCUGAUUUCUGCCCGUUCAGGAUCAGGUUUCUCCUCCAAUCCGGUUCUCCCAAAGCCACAGAGAGAGGUGGGUGGAUAAAGAGAGAGACCUUUGUGUUUUUUUUUUUUCAUCUGGUCGUAAUAAAAAAAAAAAAAGAGAGAGAGAGACCACACAUCCCAUCUGUGGAGAAGAGUUUUCUUUUCUGCCUCUUUUUUCCAAUUAAGAGAGAUAAACAAAGGAUGAUUCAUAGAUUUCACACUGGUGUUAGGUUUUAAACCUUUCCGUCUCAGAUUUAGCAAGAGUAAACAACUUGAACACAUCAUGGAAAAAGCGUCAAACUGUACUCCACUGUGCCCGUAUUCAUUUCCAGAGUGGGCCGAGGCUGAGACAGAAUCCCUCACAUUGAUUCAGAGAAGGGAGGUCUGAUUAUGUUUAACGUAGGAUAAAAAGUUCCACUAACAACUCUAAGAUGUACGCUCACAGUUUCCCAGUCGCAGGCAGGCUGUGGCUCAGAUACCCUAUCCUUUUACAUGGAAGUUUAAUCAGUGAUUUCUUCUUCUCCUCUUUUUCUCAUGCAGACGUUCGCAGAAAGCACCAUGAACGAGCUGCUGGGAUGGUACGGCUACGACAAGGUCGAUCUGCGAGACUCAGAGGCCAACGAGAUCAGGAACUACAGAGAGAGGAGACAGCAUGUGUCUGUGCUAAAAGGUGAGGGCAGGUGUGGAAGUCUUCUUGAAUUUACUCCAGCAGGUUCUGCAGGUUCAAGUACAGACAUUGAGUCACUGUUCAAAUCUGCCAGACGUACUGCAGAUACAGUAUCUUCUCUGGUUUCAUUCAUUCAGGUACACCUAUUGUUUCUCAGCGUUUUUUCAGCUCAGAGCAGAUGUAUUACAGUAUCCUGGAUGUGCACGGAUGUUAUCGUGUUACAUGAAAUUCAAAGUAACAGCAUACUUAUUCAUGUUUUUCAGAAAACUCGUUGCCAAAACAGAAAAGCCUGGAAACCAAGGCGGGUCACUCAGUCCUGGCUAUGAAGAGUACAGAAAGAGAGUCGUCCAGUGUCCCCUCCUCUUCACCAUCCUCAUCCUCAACAAGCUCAACCCUGACAACCCCCAAAGAGCACAAGAGCGCCCCCGUCAUCGUGCCCCUCAUCAAACCAUCAGCAGGUACAGGCCUACUGGACUCCCACUAAGAAAUGAGACUCAAGGCUUCAGCAGUCAUGUCUGAGGUUUCACACGUGCACAAAUAAUCCAUCACCAGUACUGGGCUCAUAUGUGAGGGUUCAGAGGUCAAGGUUCAGGAACAGGAAGUUUGAAUUACAGCAUUUCAUCAGGGGUCUAGACCAUUCUAAGAUGGCGCCUGAUUCUCCGUUUCUCCUUUUGUUUUCAUAAUACAAUAAAAUAUAAUACGGCACGUUACGUUAUGAGGCGAAAUGUAAUGUAAGGUUACUUUAUUUAGUGUUAUGACACAUUACAUUAUGAUACGAAAUGUUACGUUAAAUUAUAAUUUUGUAAUGUAAGGUUAGGUUAUGUCAUGUUUUGACACAUUACGUUACAAUAUGAUAAAUUACGAGUACAUUGCAGUACAAUGUGAUUUAUUAAGUUAUGCUACAUUCACAACAAAUGUACGGGUCCUUUGAUAAAGGAUCUGCUAAAUAACGUUGUGUAAUGUGUGUGAAAAAUUGUUAAUUCGACAUGAUUUUAAACUGAAAUUAACUAAAGACAUUGUGAUAAUUUAGGUUUGUCUACAGAGCCCAGACUGUGAAAAUAUCACUGAAAUAAUACAACAAAGUAAGGUUUAAAUAAUGUAUUGAAAUAAUUAUAACAGGAAACAAGGUGUAAAGUGAUUCAACAAAAAACAGGUAUUCUUUCUAUUAAGUAAAUAAUCCAAAACUUAGACCAAAAAGGAGGAACAGAAACCAAAUAAAAAUCCACGUGUUCUUCCACAGUCUGAGAGUUCUUUGUCAGUCUUUGGUUUGAAAUUAAAUAAUCCUCAAAUAAUCCUUAAACAAUCCAAUCUUUCGUCCUACCACUUAAGUUAAAGGAGGUGGUGGUUCAUCUCCAGUUUGCUCGCCAUCUCAGUUCAGUCGUAGUAAAAAGGGUCACCAAAAAAACCCUGAGGGGUACCUAAGGGUCAUAGAAAAAAAAAGUCAACGAUACAAAAACACAGUACAUGAACUCCAAUAAAUGUUUAAAUGAUUAAGUAAUAUUGAUUUAAAUUAACCUAACAUGAAAAAAAAACCACAAUAACCAUAAUAAAUUAACCUUACAGUGAGAAAAUGACAAACCGGCAACAAAAAUAACCACAAAAUCAACCUUCACCAAAAGAAUGAACCAAAAAUCAAACAGGAAACAGCGCCUCGCGUACAAAGACGCCCUGCCUUAAAUUGCCAUUUUUCCCCAUGGGGUUUGGUCUGUUGCGCUCGUCGCCGUUUGUGCGGAGCUACGUGACUAAAAUAACAACAAAAACAAAUGCUAACAAAGAUAACUGAGGUGAGACUCACCGUGAGUGAAUGCGGUAGUCUUUUUAGCAGCAUUCAGCGGUGUCUGUUCUCGCGCCAUGCCGCGCUCCCGUUUGAAGAAACAAAAGGAAGUGAUCUGUGAUCGGGAUAUUGAUGAUCGGUAACCUGAGCUCUGAUUGGUUUAUUGUCGAGGCGGAAAUGAGGUUAUGGAUUGUGGGGGAAAAAAUAUCAAGUAAUAAAUUAAUCAAUUUGUUGAUUUGAAAUCACAUUUUUAUUUUGACAUUAAUUUUUCUUUUUAAUCUAAGUUACAAUUGUAACAUCAAGUUAUGAAACAUUAUGUAAACUAGCAUAUCUGCGAUUAGAUGUGAGACAAUAUGAAGGCUAAGUUACGCUUAGAUGAGUUAUGAUAUAUGUCGAUACAAAAGUUUACAAUGGGUUCAGUCACAAUACAAUAUAUUAAGUUAUGAUACAAAGAAAUUGAUGGUACACAGUACUAUACAGGAAAUAGUGGGCUGUAUUUUAGUAUGAUAUGGUAUCAAACAACACAUUUUGUUCAUGUGGGUAAAUAUAUGAAGUGUAAAUCUUACUCCAAAGAUAAAGCGCUAAAAAGGACCUUUUUCAGUCCCAACAAAGUUACGAUGAAAUUUCACUGGCCCUCCUUUAUAAACUGUAACUAACUAUAAACCUCCUUUUGGUAUUAAAACACCAAAAGUGAAGUUGACCCUGAAAUAGAGAGUAUUGGUUCUGUCUGGCUGUUCAGACACAGAAGUGUAGAUCUACAGUAAAGUGAUAGAGUUGCUCUAAAAGGUAAAUAUGAACAUAGAAAACUGAAGAUUAAAGAACCUUUGAGUCUGACUUAUUGUUUCAUACCCAUGUGAGAGAGAACAGAGCAAAUAGAAAUCAGGUCCAUGAAUGCACAGACAGCAGAGUAUAUUUAUACAGCAGAUAGAAAGAACUCUAUCUGGAACAGGAACUCUGUACUGCUCAAAGCCUCUCUAAUUAGUUCCUGGUAGAAUAAAACAUAUUCCUUAUCAGAGACAGAGAUACAGGACCUGUUCCUGAUGAAAAGGACACAGCUGACGGUUUCUCACUGAGCUUUAGUUCUUCAUAAAAAGGAAAAGUUAGCUGUGAAAUCAAAAGGUGAAACCAUCAUCUGAACCCAACAGCCCCACAGUCUCUGACUGUUUUUUUUUUUUUAACAAAACUGCAACCUUUCAUUAUCUGACUUUGACUUUGGUUCUUUUCCCCAUCAGUGGAAGACGUACAAAAUGUGCAGAUUGUGUGUGUUUGGUGCCAGAAAGAAGGAGUCAAACGCUACUCUCUGUGUAUGGGCUCAGAGCUGAAGAGCUUCUGCAGUGAGAAGUGCUUUGCAGCCUGCAGACGGGCCUACUUCAAACGCAAUAAGGUCAGUGGUAAUGGAAGAGUGUGUGACCUUUAAACGAGACGUUCAUUUAUUCAGUGAGAUCUCAGAAACUCUCAUAUCUCUGGUGUCUAUGAUGGCUGUCCUGUAGAUGUUGUGAGUGAUAAAUUCAGGUGAUUGUCAGCCCAAGCUUGUGUACGUACACACCAGCUGUUUGAGUCACGGGGCAAAGGAGACGCAGGCACCGUAGUGAAGGUAAACAAACCCUUAAAAUCAGAUCCCCCUGGUCUUUGUGGAGUCUUAAAUGAUGGAUUAUCUUACCUGAUUCAAAAGGGAAUCUUCGAAAACACACCUUCUAGUUAUUACGGAGGAUCCAGUUUACACACGGUGGGAGGGAGGUCAAAGUUUGUAGAGGACGCUUCGUAUCAGUUUCGAGUUAAUGGAGAAGGGGCCUACCAUUAAGUGGCUCUGGUCUGAAGGACAGGAAAGCUGCAUCUAUGGUGAACCGCUCAGGUGCACAUUGCCAUGAUUUUUCACCUCCCAUUACGACAUGGGUGUACUGGUUUUAGAUGUGUGGUGUGACAGCAGCUGUAUCAGCUUUCACCCUCACUCUUGUUGAUACUGUGGCAGGUUUUAUUCUCACAAUAACAGACACAAAAAAGGAGGGCCCAGCAAACUAUGUGUGCAACAAGCCCUCUAGUUUUUCGGAGGCGGGGAGGAAAGCGUUGCUGUUGGCUUGUCACUGCUUGUCUGAGAGGAAAGCCAGGAGGCCUGGGGCGAGGUGUCCACUUUCAGUGCAUACCUUACCUUCAGCUGCCUCAUGUUUCGUAACCCAACACGACUCAAUGGGUCACAGAAAUGGGGGAGCACUCAGAUCCGCAGCCGAUCAGCUUACAUGAAUCAAGAGGAAUUUCCUAUAUUAAUACCAGCAAGGCCAGUAAUAGUGUGACAAUACAUCACCUGCAUUAUCUCUGAAAAGAGCAGAGGAAUCAAAUCUGUGUCAUGAGACUGACCUCAAAGUCUUUGUGCCAAGGAUGAGGUUAAAAAGGUUUCCUACGUUAAUGCUCCACCGUUGGUUCCAGACUCUGUUUAAACUUGUGUUAUCUGUGGGUCAAAAACCUCAGGAUGAUCCCAGAGAAGCUUUUUAGGUGGGAGCUGCUACAACCAUGAGUAAGAAAAAAAUCUGUCAAAGGAGGUCUGAGAAACUGCUUCUAAGUGGUUCAUGUAAAAUGUGGUUUGUUGUGGUUUUCCCCUGACAGGCCAGAGAUGAAGACCUCCAUGGUGAGAGAUCCCCUCAGCAUCCCCAUACAGAGGACUCGCCCAGACUGGUGUUGAAGAUCAACAGCAAUGUCAGAGUAAGAGGACAAUAUCAUUGUAGCUUUAGUUUCCUGUGAACCAUGUAGAUAUUUGACAUAAAGAAGUCGGUUUUUCAUUAUGGUUUAUUUGUGCAAACAUUGUUCAGCAGAAAUCUGCUCCAUCAUUGACCCUCCACAGUCUCUCUCUCCUGUGCCACAGGUAUGUGAUUGGUGCAAGCAUGUCCGCCACACUAAAGAGUACCUGGACUUUGGAUCUGGUGAAGAACGACUCCAGUUCUGCAGCACCAAGUGUCUGAAUCAGUACAAGAUGGAUGUUUUCUAUCGAGAAGCUCGUGCAGCUCUCACCAGCUCCAGCCCGAGCAGAUCCAGCCAGGAGGGGAGGGCAGAGAACAGUCUGGGAGGGCAAAAGCUCCUCACCCCUGAUUCUUGGAACAGCAGCGGCGGUGCAGGAGAAGCUCGUCACAGGAACCUCUCCCCAAAAGUGCCUGCAUCAGUUCAUGGAUCAGCAGAAUCCACCUCUGUCUCUUCCUCAGAGGCUUCCUGUUCUGCUUCUAAGGUCGUGGUCUCUGGGCUGAGGUCUCUGGACAGACCCAUGCAGCCUCCUCCACAACCCCCUGCUGUUGAAGUACCACCCCACCCUCCAUCCCAUCAUCCUCCACCUCCUCGCCCUCUUCUAGAACAUCAGCCAGUACCUCAGAUCCCCAUGCCAUUCAUCAGACCUCCUCUUCAUGCUCAGGGUCUGAAGAGCCCCCUUGCCAACCCUCCUAGAAAUCCAGCCCCUUCUUCCAGCCCUAUCCACAGACCUCCUCAUUCCCCUCACCUGCAACCUCAGACCUCCUCAUCCAUGAAUCCCCCUGGACUGAUGCACCCUUUCCCAGGAGCAUACUUCCCGGGUUUGCACUCCCCGCCCUUGAACAUGAUGCCGAGAGGUCCUGUCCCAAUGCCUCCCAUGAUGAACUUUGGCAUUCCCUCCUUCAGCCCUCUUCUUCCCCAGCCCACAGUCUUGGUGCCUUACCCCAUCAUUGUCCCCUUACCUGUCCCAAUACCCAUUCCUAUUCCCAUUCCAGUCCCUUCAAAGGCAACCCUAGAAACUCCAAGUGUGAUUCAGCCUGUGCCAGAGGGGGGAGAGAGGGCCAGAUCCAGGACUACAAGGCCAGCAACACCAGGAAUUCCUGAAGGGAGCAGCAGAUUGAUAGCUAAUAAACUGUGCGGAACCUCACCAACUGACCCCAGCACCAGAGACACAGAUUGGGUUAAAUCUGAAAGGCCAUUCCCGUCCCCGACAUCCACGCCCCACAGUGGCACACCCUCCCCCAGAGCACAGUACAGUGAAUCACCUUGCACGGCCCCAGAGCUGGAGGGGCUGACAGACUAUAAGCCGCAAUCAGAGCGACAAGUCAUCCAGAGGGUUCUUCAAAGAACCCAAGUGAAGCUGGGGACAAGUGCCAAUGGAGUGGCUGAUUUAUCAGGACUUGGGGAGUCUGGAGCAGGGCAGGGUACCAGAUCAGGGCUCCUCAAUAUUGUCAGACCAACCCUUCCUCAAUCACAGUCCCCUUUACAUGAUACCCUCUACCACCAACAGGACCCCAGUGCCCCACGUUCAAACACACCAACCAUCUCCAGUGGGAGCAGUAAUCCAACGGAUGCCACAUCUUCUACCCUGAUUUCUCAGGACCAUGGUCCAAAUGGGAUGUCCCCCUCAACACCCCAAAGUCCAGAUUCAUCCUUAACCCAGAGAGUACCUGCACCAACCCCUGACCCUGCAGUCAGUGAGCUUGAGGCCAUCAAAGAGAACAAGUGUUCUGUUGUGGGCCCAGUGCGGGUUGAAGGUGCGGUUAGUCAGCCCGAGGAGCCCUUAGCAAUAGUCGGGGAGGUAGGAGAAGACCCCCAUGUCCCUGAUGAGGACCAUGCCUACGCCCUACCCACAGCGCCAAAAAUGGGUGGGACUACCACCCCACUGCUCUUGCCCAAGCUCAGGGACAAGGGCAGCCUGCGGAGCCCUGCUAAUAUUCCCAGUGCUGGAGACCUGGAGCCGGCUCUAAAGAGACGAUGCCUACGAAUUCGAGAUCAGAAUAAGUAGAAGAACAAGGUGAGAGACUGCACUGGUAACAGAAUUCACCCGGUUUAUAAGGCGGCCUGUCUCUCUGAGCUCUUAUUCUGAGUGGACAGCUCUGAUGUCCUCCUGCCCUGAAAAAGGUCGUCAGUCAGAUAAAGUCAGAGGUCGUUAUCGAUCCAGCACUUACAAGUCAGUUCAGUUUCUUCCAGUGUAGACCCACGAACUGUCCUCCAGUUGAAAAAGUUGUUAUGAUGGGCCCCUGCUACUAAGGGAAAGCAGACAAAUAUAAUGUGAAGAGUUUUCUAAGGCCUCCCAGAGUGCACUUGGUCCACACCAUGAGGAGACGACAAGCAGUGAAGGUCCAGAGGGAAAUAUGACCUGUUAGCUACAGUGAGACGACAUCAACCUACCGAUUGGUUUUCAUGGCGAAAUAGAAAAGGCUGAGGUUCCUUACUAAGUUUUUACAGUAAAUAACCGUUUAGAGUUCUCAGUGAGUGAAAUAACCUCAGCUGAGUGAUCUUUAAAGAUGUGAAUGACAGGUUUAGCUUAAACCUUAACGUUAUCAAUAAUGUGGUGUUCUCUGCCGCUCAUUAUUCCAACGCCAGCAUGAAUUUCAUGAUUGUUAGAUUGUGCAACUUUCCACCUGAAAUAGUGUGUAGUCAUGAGAGCAUGUGAAUCUUCAGCCCUGUGAUUUCAGAGGGAGCUGAACUGCUUUGAGCUACAUUAACUCGUUAUCUUUGAGAAAAGACAUGACAGAUACACCAGGAGUCUACAGAGUUCAGAGGAAUACAAAGGUCACUUUACCAAUUUUCAUCAUGCUGUCCUGUGUGGCAAACCCCAAUCAUGUGGUGGUCUGUGCUGGUUCAGUGAAAAACCAGCCCCUCUCUUUGAAACCGUUUGACUUGGAUCAGAAAAAUGCACUCAUACUCACAUUUACACACACAGGGCAAGCUUAAUCACAGGUCUCUCAGUUUGCGCGUGGUCACUAAACAGCGUGGCGCCAAAGAGAGAGAAUCCCAGUAACCUGGCACUCCUUGGGGCUCUUGGGUUACAGCAGGGAAGGAGGUGGAGGGCACAGGCAGUGAGAGUCACUUUGAAAGGCGAUCGCUCCACCACAACCUGACAGUCACAAUUCUUUGUUUGCAUGGCGGCCUGUUUCGAAGAGGCAGCUCUGCAGAGAGGUGUGAGUGUUGAUGAGGGUUAGGAGACUUCUGCUCCAACACCAUCAGCUAACAUAGACAGUUUACAGUCCCUGAGGUGGGUGGUCCACAGGACUGACAAAACUGCAGCUGAAUCAAAACCAUGACCUUGAGGUUACCUGACAGUCCGUCACACUGGAUGCCCGGACAGAGAGAAGUCUGUGUGACCCCCUUACUGGGGACUUUGAGAGCCUGUAACGUGUCUCUGAGGUUGUUAUAGAGACAGCAGUGAUUGUCAGGCAGACUGAGAGGCACUGUGGUCUGGGAGCUCACCCUCCUGCUGUGAUAGAGCUCAGGGAUUAAGGGGCACAACAAGAGCGUUCCUGCUCCAUGGGUCAUAAUGACACCCUGUUCUGGUUUAGGACUGUCCCUUUAACAUACAUGAGUUUAAGACUCUCCGCUGCUCUCCCCUUUCAGCCCGUUUCCUUCAUUUCACUCAGCACUGCUGUCUACUGCCAACCAGAUGUUGUUGUAGAGUGCAGCAGAAAAUCCUUUGGACCAAUCAAAGGCCGUAUUGAUUUCAUUUGCCUGAUUGGUCGUCCAAAUGGCUGUAACACCAGCCGAUGUCCUCACCCGCUGGUCUUUCGCCAUAAUGAGCUCAUAUUACUGUUUUACUGUAUGCCCUGAGAUUAAUCCGCUGAUAUUAUAGAGAUGGUUUGGAUUUCAUCUGGCUCGCUCGUCUCUCCAUUACCCUUUCCAAAGGCCAUGGGUCGGCUUAAUAAUUAUGUUUGAAAUGACGACAGAGAAAGUACAACAUGAACCUUUAUCUUUUAGCACAGAUGUUUUGUGUCUCGGUUACCAGAUCCCCUUUCACGAAAUGAGUUCCCACUUAACUCUUUGUCAUUUGUUGUGGUUUCAUGCGUCCCCUUAGUAACCAAUACAUAUGAAAUCACAGCAUGCUGCUUGUGUCGUGCAGACGGAUUUAUGGUCCUGUGUUGUGUGUAAUGGGAGCUGGCUGCUGUAUGUGAAUGACUUUAGCUUGCCACCUCUGAGCCCGACACUGCUGUCCUCUUCUAUUGUCUCCGGCGCUAAAAGUCUCUGAAACAAACUCCCACUUUGACAGAAUCUGCAGCCAACUGCAGGAUCUCACCUCAGGAAACAGCUCUUAUUUUUUUCUGCUCUCAGUUUUCGCUGCCUUUAUUUGGGAUAUUUUAUAGCCCCGUGUAAUCCGAUCCCACCACAUGGGUAUUCGCUGAGCGUUUGAAACUAAAACGCAGUGGGACAGAGGGAGUACUGAACCCCGCUUUGGCCUGUGCAUGUGAGUCCAUGUUAUGUGUGUGAGAGAGAAAAAAGGCCAGAUGUUCUUGGUUUGAUUGUGCCCUGUGCGACAGCUAUCUGAGUGUUGACAUGACUAAAAGGCCUCGCUCUCAGUGUUUACGCAGACAGACUGGGCGGAUUAAAGGAAGAGAGUCCAAUCAGGGCAGGGCCGAUAGAAGAACAGUGAAAUAUCACAGAGAACCAGCCAGGACUCUCCGACCUCUCACCACUCUUUCUCUCUUUCUGCUCUCUCCACCUCAUGAACAGACUCCCUGUUUAUCACUGUAUGGCAGUGCCAGAGUCAGUGCCACGCCCUCUUGUGGACAACGCAAGUGUGAACACCCUCCAGUCAGUCCCUCCGCCUGUCAGCCCACCAGAGUGCUGCUCUGCCUGUGGACCAGCAGGGUGCCAAACCAAGAAGCAGUCCAGAUGGUCAUAAAAUCACAAAUCAAAGAUGGGGAGGAACACGGCGCAGCAGCCGCUCAUUUUAUCUUGGACCAAAGAGUAUUUCUGAGCGUUGUGUUGUGGUCAGUGAGAGGUUAAAUACGGAGCAUCGCAGAUCUUCUGCCUGUCUGACAUUGACCUAAAGUGUGUCUGUGUGUGUGCGCUCCUCCUCCUCCUCCUCCUCCUGCGAUCCUCAGCAGACAGGCCUUAGAUCAGCCUUGUGUGGUCUUCUCAGAUGGAGCCUGAACAUGAUCUCUUUCCAGGGGAAACGGUUUGUUUUCUCUGCCCGCCUCGCACAAAGAGCCACAUUGUUCCUCUCCCCAUAUCCCACGCUGACUCCCUACUCCAGGUUUUGAGUUACCUGGCCGACGGGGGCUCAGACUUCAGGAGCUUUUUUUAUUUUUUUGAGCGACAGCCAGGAAAAUGGUAUACCCCACCCCCCACCCCCACGCCUGUUGCCCAAUCUAAAUACGGUACACAGCAACAUACAAAUUCUGAGGUUUGAUUCGAACAACUGGUUGCUUGUGAGGCGUUCCUCUGCUCGUGUCCUUCAAGAGAGGAGAUAAAUCUACUCAGAUGUCCUCACCAUGGUGCAGAGAUCCUCACUGAGCUGUCCAGACAGACAACUGAGGAGAAAAGAUGCUUCUGCUGUGUCCUCCAAAGAAAGUCGAACAGAAGAUGUGAGGGUACGUCUGCUGGACUGCAGGAGCAGAGAGGGUCUGAGAACUUUGAGGUGGUCCUGAUGACGCUGGUCUAUAAAUGUGUGAUAUCCAGACUCUCCCUCACCUGACCUGCCAAAGCUUGGACCUCUUAUCUGAAACACUUUGAGCUCCAGGUCUCAUGUGUGAGCUUUAAAAUCCUGACUUUUUAUGACACAUGGCAGUUAGACUUCCCCAGAUUCGUUUCUGUUAUUGUUUGUAAUUUUACCAAAUGAGGUAUUAUACUCACCUGUCAGUGCUGUAUACAGCAGUCAGUAUUACACCGCCCACCACUGGGGAUACCUGGGAUUAGAUCCAGCUAGAUCACCGAGAGGCUUUGUCAGAUUUCAGUUUUUCCAGCUGAACUCAUCACAGAUAUUAUUUGAUGUUGUAUUAACUUAUGGAUGAUGUAGAUCUGCUAUAUUUCUGCGUUUCUUUCUCUAUAACGGUUGUAUUUUGUGCCCGCUAAAGCCCUUAAAUGCCCUCUCCCUGUUUUUAUGUCUAUAUACUGAUUCCCCACUAGAGAGCAGUGUUAGCCUUUGUAACUUUGCACCUGCCUUUUCCUGACAAAAGCACCAAGAGGCCCAGAGGAAGCCGAAGAGCCAAUGAGCACAGUACUGCACCCAGUGCCACCAAACUGACUUCAAAUGCCAAGUGGAGCUUCUCCGCCAUGUCUCUGCCAUUUUUCCCUCGCCACAUCUAUGAAAAAAUGAGGCGCUCUUUAGAGGGUCCCCUUAAUGAGGAGUUUAGAGGUCUCCUGGGACGAGCAGUCAUCAUCACCCACUCCCAGAAUAACUCCAAAUAUGACCCAGCCCGGCCGUCAUUCCAAAACAACAUCAGCCCCCCCCCCCCUCCCCAGACUCAUUCUAACCUGCAUCUUCACCACGGGGUCAUGCCAUCAUGUUGGUGUCAUCAGGGACUCUUUGUUCACGUAUGACUCAGUGACGACAUAAAUAGCCGUGUGGUCAACAAGUGCUCCUGCUCUGACACCAAAGGCCAAACUCAGACGUUUUCACACACUGCCAUUGUUGGUUUGAUCGCACACUUAGGGUCUUUGCCAUUUCCAACCUGAUUCUGGAUCAGUUCUUCUUAUCCACAGUUUGGACUCUACAAAUCUAUUUUUUUGUUAGAAACUCUGUUGCCUGAAAGUCCCUCUCUGACGUCCCUAAUCCAAUAUUAUCUCACUGUCUAAAUACAUUAUCCACAGACUGUUUGUAUUUGAAUAUAGAUUAUUAAAAAGCUUUGGUGGCAAAUUCUUUGUAAAGUGAAAUAAAUAAAAGUUAUUCCAGGAGAAAGGAGAAGGAAGUUGUGUUUGACAGAUCUGUGUGUUUUUAGAAACUGUUUUUUUGUCUCCCUGAUUAUUGAAAAAGUUGUCCUCUGACACUCGUGUGAGUCAAAGUGUCCAGAAAUGAUGCUGUAGAUGAGGACAGCUCUCUCUCUCUGUGUGUGUGUGUCUCUCUCUCUCUCU
This is a messenger RNA of Xyrichtys novacula (pearly razorfish), 17205 nucleotides long. Lineage: Eukaryota; Metazoa; Chordata; Actinopteri; Labriformes; Labridae. The record is from the annotation of a GenBank genome assembly.